AUGAGUAACCAAAAUCCACAAGGCCCACCAUUACUAUCCGGCCCUUUAAGUUCUACCACACCAAGAGCAGGUGAUAAUGCGCCUAAAAUAUUGUGGUGUGGGUCAGAAAAUGAAAUUAAACCAAAAGAAACUUUACAUUUAAAAAAAGUUAUGGUGCAAUUUGAAGCUAAAUUAAAAGGAUUUUGA
Molecule: messenger RNA, 186 nt
Organism: Entrophospora sp. SA101
Lineage: Eukaryota; Fungi; Glomeromycota; Glomeromycetes; Entrophosporales; Entrophosporaceae
Source: the annotation of a GenBank genome assembly